AUGGUGAACGACUUUGAUGUGGUGCUUGAAGGUGACGAGAACGAGGUGCUCAACCUUGGUGAGAUCGUGGUUGAUCCUUUGCUGGGUGAGGACGUCUGGCUCCUGGGCAAGGCCCUUACCCGCGCCCGUGUUGGUUUCGGUCCUCUCCGUGCCAUGAUGCUAGGUUUAUGGAACUCUCGAAACUGCUUGGAGGUGCGGCAUGUCGGCACCAAUCUGUUCUCUUUCCGGUUCAAAUCUACCAAGGACCGUGACCUGGUUCUCAAAUCUGAACCAUGGUUCUUUAACCGCCACAUGUUGGCACUGAAUAAGUUUGAUGCUACUUGUAAUCCGGUGGAGGUUCCAAUGACUCAGGUCCCCUUCUGGGUGCAGGUUCACGGCCUGCCUUCGACGUUCCGAACAGAAACGGUGGCCCGAUCGUUGGCGAAAGGCUUCGACGGUUUCCUUGACUGGGAUCGGCGUCGGGAUGGGGAAUGUCUUCGAGUCCGAGUUUGGGUAAAUAUUGGCAAGCCUUUACGUAAGGGUCAGAUGGUUGCGGUUGCCGGUCGGGAUCCUUACAAAGCUGUUUUUAAGUACGAACAGUUGUACGACUUCUGCUUCCGGUGUGGACUGUUGGACCACCAAAUCAGUGAUUGUGUUGUGCCACGUGCGGAGGGUGGUAUCCCACAUCGUUUUGGUGCUUAG
Lotus japonicus is the source of this 681-nucleotide messenger RNA. RefSeq lists its product as uncharacterized. The transcript has a single exon. The coding region runs from base 1 to 681 and encodes 226 amino acids. Lineage: Eukaryota; Viridiplantae; Streptophyta; Magnoliopsida; Fabales; Fabaceae. The record is from RefSeq and is a predicted model, not a curated record.